This is a messenger RNA of Verticillium dahliae VdLs.17, 522 nucleotides long. RefSeq names its product maltose O-acetyltransferase. The record is from RefSeq and is a predicted model, not a curated record. Lineage: Eukaryota; Fungi; Ascomycota; Sordariomycetes; Glomerellales; Plectosphaerellaceae. The transcript is spliced from 2 exons. Gene Ontology annotation, molecular function: acetyltransferase activity. The coding region runs from base 1 to 522 and encodes 173 amino acids.
AUGUUGCCCUCAUCGAAACAGCCCGCACCCUCAGGGGGGACACCAUGGUGUGACGAAUAUGAGAAGAUGAUCUCCGGCAUGCUAUAUGAUUCUUGGAUUCCGCCGUUGACGAAUGCUCGUCACGAAUGUCGUAUCCUGGUGCAUGAGUACAACACCAUGCCGCCGUCCCUCGGAACAGCAGACCAAGUGGCCGCCAAGCGAUUCGAGAUUCUCAAGCGCUGGCUCGGGUUUGUGGGAGAAGGCGUCUUCAUAGAGCCUCCGUUUACGCCAGGCUACGGCUGCAACGUAAUCAUUGGGAAGAACUCGUACAUGAACUUUGGCUUCACCGUCUUGGACACGAGCCUGGUCAUCAUUGGCGAGCGCGUCAUGCUCGGUCCCAACGUGCACAUUUACAGCGCAGGUCAUGACACGAGCGUCUUGUCCCGCGUUAAAUGCAUCGAGUUUGGCCAUCAGGUACGUAUUGAGGACGACUGCUGGAUCGGGGGCAAUGUCACGGUUCUUGCCGGGGUCACGAUCGGUUGA